This is a messenger RNA of Thamnophis sirtalis, 3026 nucleotides long. RefSeq names its product alpha tocopherol transfer protein (gene TTPA). NCBI's taxonomy places the organism in Eukaryota, Metazoa, Chordata, Lepidosauria, Squamata, Natricidae. Gene Ontology annotation, molecular function: lipid transfer activity; vitamin E binding; phosphatidylinositol bisphosphate binding. The record is from RefSeq and is a predicted model, not a curated record. Gene Ontology annotation, cellular component: late endosome; membrane. Gene Ontology annotation, biological process: vitamin E metabolic process; vitamin transport.
GCCAAAAGGUGAUCCUUGUUGAAUGACUUAAUCUGUGAAGUCAGAGUUCUCUCACACAUAACUUUUGUCCCCUGCUCUAAACAUAGGACUUUAUUGUUUUAUGGUAGGUAGUAAGAACCAAACAGGAGCACCACAAAACCAAACAAACAAACCCCUGCCUUGAUAUAAAUCAGGUUCCAAAAUAGUCACAGGACACCUCAACAAUAAUUAAGCCAGGAGUGCCACUCGAAGAGACCUUGAAUAUAACACAGCUUAAGCCUAUAACAGCUUAAGCCAAAAUUAAACAAAGUGCAUUCUAGCUUUGUUUACAGCUAGGUAGCAUUUAGCUUUCGAAGUGAAUCCAGCCAAUCCUACCGAGACUUCUGUAACACAGGGAGAGCGACUUUAUUCUGCCACAAUCUGCUUAACUACUCGGAUAAAAGUUGACUGAAGAAGCUGGCUUCACUUUCUGCGUCCAUGUUAGUAGCAGCCUUGAAGAUUGGCAACAGCCGGGCUCUACUGUCCCAAAAGGUCCUUUGCUUCUCCACUCCCGUGUUGUUCGGGUUGCGCAAGGUGCUCCUCCUGCGCCGUCUUUCUUGACCGAAGUGUUGGCUGUGGAAUAGCUGAGCGUGGACCGUCCUAAUGCUGCCCUUAUUAUUUGCCAUGGGGUGGGGCACGGAGUAUCUUUUCGCAACUGAGUUGAGAGUGCUUUUUUGGCUGUGCCAGUUGUUUACGGGGCGAAGCUCUUCUUUUCGUUCCUCUCUUCUCCCGGUAGUUAUGGGCAGGGGCGCUUAGGAAGCGCCUUCCUGCCUCUCCUCGAGACUCCCGUGCAGUGAUAUGGACCGAGACCAGCCUAUUUCCCCGCCGGGUAACCUCAACGACUUGCCGGACGACUCCCCCCAGGUGAGGGCCGCUGUUGCAGCGCUGAGGUGGAGAGCCGUGGAAGAGAACCUAGAGGUCCGCCAGUCUGACCUUUCUGACGCCUGUCUGAUCCGCUUUUUGCGGUGUCGAGACUUCGACAGCGACCUGGCCUGGAAGGUUUUCAAAAACUACCACAAAUGGAGAAGGGACUGCCCAGAAAUAAUUGCAAAUCUACAUCCAUCCUCAAGUCUUAGCUUGUUGCAAACAGGCUACAUUGGAAUUUUGAAAGAGAGGGAUCCAUGUGGUUCUAGAGUUGUCAUUUAUAGAAUUGCACGAUGGGAUCCUAAGAUAUUUACAGCAUAUGAUCUCUUUCGUGUAAGUAUUAUGCUAUCUGAGCUUUUGGCAAGAGAGCCAGAUACCCAACGUAAUGGAGUCAAGGCAAUCUUCGAUCUCCAAGGAUGGAAAUUUGCUCAUGCAUUUCAGGUCACUCCAGCAGUGACCAAGAAAAUAACAUUUGCACUCACAGAUGGUUUCCCACUAAAAGUUCGAGGAAUCCACUUGAUUAGAGAGCCUAUAAUUUUUUACCAUGUUUUUAAUCUAAUUAAGCUUUUACUCCCUGAAAAAAUCAAAGCAAGGAUUCAUCUGCAUGGGAAUAACUUUGCACAUGGCCUCCAGAAACAUUUUCCAGUCAGCCUUCUGCCAGAAGAAUUUAAUGGUGAAGCAGGCUCUUUUGAAGAAUUUUCUAAAUAUUUGAUUGACUUUUUAAUGGAAUCUAUAAACUAUCUUCAAAGUAUUUCUCUUUUUUGAUAACCACUGACAUGGAGUAAACUAUAUCUGGGCAGGAGAAAUACUUAUUAACCAGAAUGAGGUACUGAUGAAACUAAUGCUUUAAGUUGCAGGAUCCAAAGGUCAUGGAAAAUUUCAGCUGUUUUAAAUAGGUAUAGACUCGGAAUACCUAUCCCCAAAAUAAACAAUUAAUUCCAUUUUAAAAAAAAUACAGGUGCUUUUUGAUGGUUUUGGUCAACUGAUCAUUUAAAUACAAAAUUAAAUAAAGCUGUAAGACUCUCCAAAAAAUUAUUUAUAGAUCAAUAUCAGGUAUUACGAUUUGAGAUAAGGUUAUUUACAAAAUAAAAAUGAGAAAGUCUUUUAUGUGAAAGGGGAUUGUUUCAUCCCUAGAAAAUGUUAUGCAACUGGACCAUCUGCUGAAAUUCGGCCUGCCAAAAGGUAAAUAUAGCUUCUGCUUGAUCAGAACAAGCAUUUUCCUAGUAGCUAGCUAGAUGCCAUGGAGAAGCUGACAAACAUGGUGAAAUACUUCUAAGCUGUUUCCUGUGUUCAUAUCUGAUGCUGCCCCCCCCCCCUGUUUUAUGUGUUCUGUGAAAUAAGUAUUUCUUUAUUCAUUUUGGACUCCUUGUGAAUGGUGAUGUAUUAAGACUAUUAAUAUGUGAAUGUUUCCUCUAAAGUAACCUUUAUGUUCAGUGGGUUCUUUCUCAGUGGUAUAUUUGCCUACUGUGCUAUAGACUGUGUUACCAAACACAAAUGUCUGUGGUUGAUAUAAAUCAAAAAUUUAGCAAUCAAAUGUACUAAUAUGUUAUUGCAAAACAAACACUAUUAAGAUAUAAUGUGAUAGCCUGGUUCACAUAGGAAUACUGAUUUAUGCUUAGCCACUGUAAUCUAAAACACAUAUAAUAUGCUUUGAAACUGUGUGUAAAUAUACCCAUAGCUUUUAAAGGAACUUUCUCUCAGGUGAUCUUAGAUGCUACUUCAUGAUGCAAAAAAAGCAGCUCUAUGUAUCAGUUGAUAUAGCAAUUACUCUUUUUUACUACUGAUUUUUUAAAUCUUAGUUUUUGUUCAUGUAAUUUAAUUGUACUUGACAUAAUUCUCAGGAAUAUAGGUUUGGGAGCUUCAAGUGCUGUAAGAAAAAAAUCAUAAAAAAUAAGUAGUUAGGCUUUUAUACUAGAAAGCCACUAAUGUUCCUUUAACAAAGGACAUACCAUAAUAUUAUCACAAUUUGGGCACAAUAUGCAUCUGAAUCAGAUAUGGAGGUAGGAAGUAGAAACAUUAAUUUUUAAAUACUUUUUCAGACACUAUCAAGGAGAUAUUUAAUAAAGUACUGAGUUUGAAAUAAUGUGAAAGUAGUAUAUACACAUACACAAAUCUAAGCAUCCCUAUCUGUGUUGGGUUACCUU